Molecule: messenger RNA, 855 nt
Organism: Kwoniella mangroviensis CBS 8507
Lineage: Eukaryota; Fungi; Basidiomycota; Tremellomycetes; Tremellales; Cryptococcaceae
Exons: 2
Coding region: 1-855 (284 amino acids)
Source: RefSeq, a predicted model, not a curated record
AUGUCCGGCACCUGGUCCCACUUGACAUGCCCACCCCAACCACCUUUCCCCGUCCGCAUCUCUGACGAUGUGUUCUUACCGGUCCCCUCUCCCACUUCACUCCGAGCAUCAUCUUCAGAACCUCUACUUAAUUUCGAGCUGAAGGGUUUGAAGGUGUUGGCGAACGCAGAAGGUGAGAAGGAAGUAGUCAAAGUAUCUGAAAUCAAGAUGAAAAGACGUAACACUCUUUUGAUGACCCCCGGCGAAGUUCACAGACUAGGUACACUAUCUGUAUCCAUCUUUCCUCAGUUACAGCCAAAGUCAAAACAAUCAGUUAGAAAGACCAUCGCACCCAAAACGCCUCAACCAAUCCAUCGAAACGCAUCGGACAUAUCCACACCAUCUACUUCAUCCGAUUUCAACGAUGAAGAUGAAGAGGGAUCAGAAUAUGAUACGUGUUCCUCAACGUUUUCUACUCCCUUCUCUUCCUUGCGAGGGAUCAGUGCGAAAUACAAGAAUAACGAUCAGUUCGAAUCUCCCUGUCCUUCUCAACCAUCUUCCAAAAUCCUCAAUCCAUCUUCCAUACUCAUCCACGAUGACGAGAGGGGUACUUUCGGACAAAGAAUAAAGUCCUCUGCGACACAGAUCGACGGUUUGCCAUCUUCGAAAAAUACGAAAUUCAACUUUUGGAGAUCACCCAAACAUAACGCUGCUAUCGUCGGAUCAUCACCUUUCGAAGAGAGUCAGCCUAAGAGACGGAGGAUAAGUCAGAUCGAAUGGGAAGGUAUGCCAUGUCCUGAGGAAUUGGUUUCGCCAAAGAUGAAACAGAGAGUUAACGAAUUGGGCAAAGGGUUCAGUUGGGCUAGUUUGCAUUGA